Molecule: messenger RNA, 3210 nt
Organism: Xiphophorus maculatus (southern platyfish)
Lineage: Eukaryota; Metazoa; Chordata; Actinopteri; Cyprinodontiformes; Poeciliidae
Gene: fzd1
Product: frizzled-1-like
Exons: 1
Coding region: 373-2019 (548 amino acids)
Biological process (GO): non-canonical Wnt signaling pathway; canonical Wnt signaling pathway
Cellular component (GO): plasma membrane
Molecular function (GO): Wnt receptor activity; Wnt-protein binding
Source: RefSeq, a predicted model, not a curated record
AUUGACGUGCGUUUGGCUUCAACUAGACGGAGGUAGAGAGACAGACAGAGAGAGAGAGUUUGAUCGGCGCCCUGACUCUGUCUUGUGCAGACGGAAUACUGAGACUCCUGCGUUGGAAGGGAAACCUCUUCAUUCGGCUCCAAAGAGGAUUUUAAAUGAAGGCUUCGGGUUUGCUGCUGGGGAUCGCGGAUCUUUGUUCCGUUUAUCUCCCCCGCCGCGGGAUGAGAAGCUGAGGGACGGGGACAGGAGCACCGCGGGGAGACGCUGCGUUCAGCUCGGCAACAAAGAAGCGCUCAGGGAAGCUGCUGAGGCUGAGGGAACGUCAAGUUAUUCCCAACAAACAGAAAGUCGUGCCGCGGAUCCUUCCUCGCCAUGCUGCUCCACGGACUGCUCCGCACGGCGGUCUCUCUGCUGCCCUUCAUCCUGCCCGCCUCCUUCAGGGUCAACGCUCAGUACGGAGACCGAGGAAUGUCUAUCCCGGAGCACGGAUUCUGCCAGCCGAUCUCCAUCCCGCUGUGCACGGACAUCGCCUACAACGAGACCAUCAUGCCGAACCUGCUGGGCCACACGAACCAGGAAGACGCGGGACUGGAGGUCCACCAGUUCUACCCCCUGGUGAAGGUGCAGUGCUCCCCGGAUUUAAAGUUCUUCCUCUGCUCCAUGUAUGCGCCCGUGUGCACGGUGCUGGAGCAGGCGCUGCCCCCGUGCCGCUCUCUGUGUGAGCGCGCGCGGCAGGGCUGCGAGGCGCUCAUGAACAAGUUCGGCUUCCAGUGGCCCGACAGCCUCGCGUGCGAGAAGUUCCCGGUGCACGGCGCGGGCGAGCUGUGCGUGGGCCAGAACAUGUCGGACCGCGCGGAGCCGGAGGGGCCCGGGCACUACCCCACCGCGCGCUCCCCGCCCGAGCCCACGCACGGUCAGUUCAGGUGCCCGGGGCCCCUCGUCGUCCCCCCCUACCUGAACUACCGCUUCCUGGGGCAGGAGAACUGCGGCGCCCCGUGCGAGCUGAAGAAGUCUCACGGGAUGAUGUACUUCAACGAGGAGGAGCUGAAAUUUGCUCGAAUUUGGAUCGGAAUCUGGUCGAUCCUGUGCUGCGCCUCCACUCUGUUCACGGUUCUGACCUACCUGGUGGAUAUGAAGCGCUUCAGCUACCCAGAGCGGCCCAUAGUCUUCCUCUCUGGCUGCUACACCAUGGUGUCCAUCGCCUACAUUGCUGGAUUCUUACUGGAAGACAAGGUGGUUUGCAAUGAUCGCUUUGAGAAAGAGAUGAGGACUGUGGUGCAGGGCACCAAGAAGGAGGGCUGCACCAUCCUCUUCAUGAUGCUCUACUUCUUCAGCAUGGCCAGCUCCAUCUGGUGGGUCAUCCUGGCCCUCACCUGGUUCCUGGCAGCCGGGAUGAAGUGGGGCCACGAAGCUAUCGAGGCUAACUCCCAGUACUUCCACCUAGCAGCCUGGGCCGUUCCCGCCAUAAAGACCAUCACCAUCCUGGCAGUGGGCCAGGUGGACGGAGACGUGCUGAGCGGGGUCUGCUUUGUGGGCAUCAACAGCGUGGACGCCCUGCGAGGCUUUGUCCUGGCGCCUCUCUUCGUAUAUCUGUUCAUCGGAACUUCCUUCCUCCUGGCCGGAUUCGUGUCCCUCUUCCGCAUUCGGACCAUCAUGAAACAUGACGGCACCAAGACGGAGAAGCUGGAGAAGCUGAUGGUGCGGAUCGGGAUCUUCAGCGUGCUCUACACCGUGCCGGCCACCAUCGUCAUCGCCUGCUACUUCUAUGAGCAGGCCUUCCGUGAGCAGUGGGAGAGGACGUGGGUCAGCCAGUCGUGUAAGACGUACGCCGUGCCGUGCCCCAUCCAGAACCACCCCAACAUGAGCCCGGACUUCACUGUCUUCAUGAUCAAGUAUCUCAUGACGCUCAUAGUGGGAAUCACUUCUGGCUUCUGGAUCUGGUCUGGGAAGACCCUGAACUCAUGGCGGAGGUUUUACACGAGACUGGCCAACAGCAAACAGGGCGAAACCACAGUGUGACGGGCUUUUCUCAAACUCACUCCUGUUUUUUGGACCUACCAGAGACCUUCGCUCUGUUUUAUUGUACAUACACAUUUGUGAGAUUUUUUAAAAAUUAUAUAUUUGUAUUUAAAGGCUGAAAAAAAAUAGUCCAUCUUUUUUCAUCUUUGGAUAUGUUGGAGAAACAUCACAAAAAGCCAGCUAAUCGUUGCGAAUCCUGGUGUCUGUCUCAUGACCCGAUUUACUGUGGACACCCAUGGGAGUACUUCACACGGAGUGUUUGUGUCUGUAGGUUGGUGGAGCACUUGUGAGCGAGUGCAGGGUCUAUUCUAAGCAGAGUCCCAUGAAACCCAAGUGCUUCCUCGUGGCCUCCUCUUAUCCUGAUUAACCAGCUGGACUUUGUGUCUCAGGAAGCGAGCUUACGCUUUCUGAGGCCUCGUGUUGGCAUGGAUGUGAGUCACUGAGACAGAUGGUUAUGGACGCUGUAUUUUAUGGGCCCUUGCAGAUGUAACAUUCCUCUGUUAAAGUUAAGAAAAAAAAAUAAGUUCUUAUUGCCAUGCAAAUGGAAAAUAAGGUUUCUGCUGCAGAGCUCCGGCUCUGAACCAGGACGGUUUUCACUCUUUCUUUUCUUUUCUUUUCUUUUCUUUUUUUGCAUAUAUGGGAAUCCUUAGUGCCAAAUGCCUUCCUCCACAGAGAUACAAUGAUACAGAAAACCUGAGCAAAAUAAUCUUCAGAGCACAGUCAAAUAAAACAAGGGAAUUUGGGAUUAGGAGAUUUAAGGUAAAAAUAGAAUCAUUUAAAAUAUUUUUUUCCUAAUGAAGAGCUUUUUGGACACCUUGGGAUUUUAGAUGUCACUACAAGGAACUUAUAAAAAAUGUUAAAGAAUAAAAGGCGAAUUUCGGCCGAUGAUAAAUUGCUCUAGGAAUUAUUAUGAUAAACAAUAAUAUAGUUGUUUUGAGACUAUUUUCAUGUAAUAGAAUCAUGAUGGCAAAAUAAUGCAAGGUUGUCCUCUCAAAGAUCAAUAAACUUUAAUUUAGUAAAGAACACUUAAUACUGGAACUGGAAGAUAUUUGAAAUAUUUUCCCCCAAAAGCUUCCGACCAAAACCAAGAAACAAAACGGAAAUAAAAACCACACACCACCGAGACCAUGAAUGAAAUGGAUUAUGAGGAAAAUUGCUCUGUUUUAUUACAUUAAUUAUCAGAAUGGAAAU